Molecule: messenger RNA, 1372 nt
Organism: Monosiga brevicollis MX1
Lineage: Eukaryota; Choanoflagellata; Craspedida; Salpingoecidae
Exons: 8
Coding region: 1-1125 (374 amino acids)
Biological process (GO): regulation of cytoskeleton organization
Cellular component (GO): axoneme
Molecular function (GO): microtubule binding
Source: RefSeq, a predicted model, not a curated record
AUGGCCACGAGCUCGACGUUAAUGCUUGUGGGCGACGUGGUGGCGCAACAGAUUGAGCUGGCGUCUGCUCGGCGGAAGAACGAGACCCCAGGUCACUUUUUGCAGCACCGUCAAGUUUUACUACAGCCCUCAUGGUUGUUUCCGGCCGGCAUUGAGCUUCAGCUCACGCGUACCAGCGUCAUGUGCACCUGGGCUGGCCUCAUGGGUCUCUUCUGGACGGCCUGGUUUCGACGAAUGGAUUUGAUCUUUCACAAACUGCCCAAGCUGGUCGGCGUCAUUGGCAAAGUGGCAGCUACUGCCAUCACGCCGCCGUUUACCAACACGGCGUUUAUGGGGAUUGUCACCAUGAUUGAGGAAACAGUGAUCAACGGACGCGGCGAUGAUCCAGAGUACUGUGCGUUGUCUGCCACUCGGGCCAGAGUGCUCACGCGAUGGACCAUAAUGGCGUCUAUGGACGAGACCGAGCUGCAGCAUCUUUAUGCAUGGAUCGACAAGAUUCCUCUCUCGAGGCCCAAGCGCAACAUCACCCGGGACUUUAGCGAUGGUGUCAUGGUGGCCGAGGUUGUCAACCACUUUGUGCCCCGCAUUGUUGAGAUGCACAACUACUCACCGGCCAGUUCUUCAAAGCAAAAACAAGAAAAUUGGGGCACCCUGAAUUCCAAAGUCUUCAAAAAGCUGGGCCUCACCGUGCCAGAAAGCGUGGUCAAGGGGGUUAUUGCCAACAAGCCCGGCGUCAUUGAAGUGGUUCUCAGCAACCUUCGCGUGAAGAUUGAGCAGUAUCAGAACCGCAGUGGUUCAGCAGCUUCAGCCGAGUGGGGCGAACUCAACCCCGCUCCGGUCCGGACCGGCGGGCGCAAGAAAAAUACAGGGGGCAACAGGUCCCCUAGUCGACCCCAUCACCACGCCAAUGGCAGCUCCAACUCCUUUGAUGUGGUCAGCGGCCCCCCAUACGACGAAAUUGAAGAUCCGACUCAGGCCCUGAUGGAAAAAGAUCAAAGCAUCAUUGACUAUCAAGAAACGGUUGAGAUUCUGCAGGUCAAGGUGCGCAAGCUCGAGCAGCUUGUCAAGCUGAAAGAUCGCCGCAUCGAUGAGUUGGCCAAGAAGCUCGAGCGCUUUGAGAGUUGAUCAAGGGGCUGCCCGAUUGCGCCUUUACAUGUUUUCCCCUUGCAUCGCGCAGCGCGCGUGCUCUAUUUUUUUUUGCUUCUCGUCGCGUCUCAUCCUUCUGACUUGCGGCUGUCCCUUUCCCUCGUGCCCUGUUGCAUCCGCAUGCCAGCUUUUUGAAUUUGAUUUGAAACAGGCCCGCUCGUGGAGCCCGUGGGCCCAGGGCCGCAGCUCAGACCUGGGUUUCCCUUCUAAUUGACUAACAUCCUUG